This is a messenger RNA of Penicillium soppii, 5556 nucleotides long. Its product is annotated as ECM29 family proteasome component. Gene Ontology annotation, cellular component: nucleus; cytoplasm. The transcript is spliced from 3 exons. Gene Ontology annotation, biological process: proteasome assembly. Bases 1 to 5556 code for a protein of 1851 amino acids. The record is from RefSeq and is a predicted model, not a curated record. Gene Ontology annotation, molecular function: molecular adaptor activity. NCBI's taxonomy places the organism in Eukaryota, Fungi, Ascomycota, Eurotiomycetes, Eurotiales, Aspergillaceae.
AUGGCGGACUCACAGAGCCCCGAAGCUCGCGAGUUGAGCCUGAUAGGCAAGGUUGAAUUCAGAAUUGCCAUGGCAGACACAGAUGAGAAGCUGCAGUCAUUACUGGGAACAUAUCUCACUCCAUUGUUGCUGAAGCUGAGCUCUGACAGCGUGGAAGUGCGCAACAAAAUCAUCUCCGUCUGCCAGCAUGUCAACACCCGAGUCAAAAACCCCUCUAUUCAACUUCCCGUGGCUGCAUUGCUCAAGCAAUUCAAAGACCAAAAAUCUCAACUUGUCAGACAUUUUGAUCUUAUCUAUGCUCAGCAGGGUAUUGAUCGCCUUGGUUCUGAGGCUAGAGUUGAAAUUCUGCUUCCCUUGCUUCAGGGUAUCUCGAAGAUUGGAACUUCGCCCACUCAGGGUGCUAUCGUAUUUAACUUGGUUUUGCGCUUGUUGCCACUUCUGAAAUUGCCAUCGAAAGGCAGCGAAGAAGAUCGGCAGCUGAAAGAUCGUCUUGGUCUGUCAGAUGAAGACUCACAGUUCUUAUCCUAUUGGUUGGCCAAAUUGUUGCUCCUUACCCCUGGCCCCAAGGAGAUUACCACAUGUCCUGGUCUCUCGCCUGAGGAGUAUACAUUCUUGAACAAAGGCAUUCCUGCAAAUGAGACAUGGAAUCCUUCCGCAGAUGGCGGCUUGAAUCUGACCGAGACAAAAGUCACGGCCCUUCGUUUCAUCGGAAGUGGUGCUUUCAACGAUCCCCAGCGCUUUUUGCCUUCUUUGAUCGCCUCUGCCGAUGCCAACUCCCGCCUUGCAGAUCUAGGCGAUGAAACCCUCAAGCGAUUUACUGCAGACAUCGAGAAUCCUGAUGUCGUGCAGCAGUUGUAUGAUUUGUACUUCGGUAGCCCUACACCCGGCGGAACUCCUCCCGCUCGGCCUUCUCUCCAAGUGAGGCUUCUAGUUUUCCUUGGGAAAUCCAUCAAAGCCACUGCGGAUCCACAGAGAAUCAUGAGACUGGUUGAAGAUGGUCUUCUAUCGGACUCAGCGAGAUCCGCUCAAGGCUUGCAAGCAUCGAAAUUACGAACUCAAAUUUUCACAUUCACUACGUGGGUAGUCCGCAUGGGUGCCCCUUCUGACCUCAAGCAAAUCGCCCCUAAGCUCAUCGCGGGAUUGAAGGAUUUCAUUCAGUCUCAACAAUGGCCCAGCCCGGCCGCCAGUGGGCAGAAAUUACCUGCAACAGAUCUGAGCUUGCGAGGUCUUGCGUACGAAAGCAUCGGUAUCAUGGUUCCCAAGGUCGACUUUACAGUACAAGCCGACGAGGAAAAUUUCGAAUUUAACCUUGUUCGGUGGCUCUUUGCAUCUUUGAGCGCCGAUGACUCAAGCUCUGAAAUAUUCGUCAGCAUCGACCAGGCGCUAGGAAGUAUACUCAAUUCCUCAUUGGACAGCCAUGACAAGACCUUUCAGGACCAGUUGCGACCCUUCCUUGUUCGUCAAAUGGGCAUGCAGCCCGGAGAUGUUGACCCGGAUACAGGUUAUCGUGCCGUGAGGGGUGUUCAAUAUGCUGCAGUCCGGUUCGCUAACCGAUUCCUCCCAUUCAACGACGUGGUAGCCCGCUGGAUUGACUUGAUGGCUAUUGCAAGAGGCCCAGAAAGACAGCAGGAAAUUGUCGAGGAAGGAAAGAAAGGUCUCCACCCAUAUUGGUACCGACUUCUCAACCCAGCCAAGGAUGGGAAAUGGUCUGCUUCAGCUACACCAAAACACGAUGAAUCUUGGUUCGACUUCCCCAAGUUUGACGAGGCGACUCGGUUCCUGCUUGGUUCGGGUGGGCAAGAGGAAUACAUGAAUAUUCAGGCGAUGUCAGCAUCACAACUCUUGUCUGGUCCUUACAAAGGCUCUUUUGUACCUGCUAUAUCGUUCCUUCGCAAUACAUUGCUUUGGGAGGCAUUCUCAGCCGCGAGGAUUGCUGCGGAUCUGGAACAGGAUUGGGACUACAAGCUAGAAGUGCUUCUUUCUACCAGCCCAGAAGCCCGCUCAGCGGUGAGACAAUACAUCCGAAACUCUGCAAAGGAUUCUGUCCUGGCACUUUUGUCUGGUACUCUUGAAGGUCUUGUGACUGGCGGGCGUGAGGGUCUACGCCAAUGCGGUGUUUAUUUCGUGGAAAUUUGCUCGUUAGCACCUAAUGACGUUGUCGAACAAUUGAUUUCUCGUGCAGCGACCUUAAUGGAACCUAUUUGCAGCAACAACCAAGAUAACCAGGGUAUCACCGCUCGCGCCUUUGGUAUUUUGGUCUCGCAUCCUGCUUUCCCAGAGGAACAGCUGAAGAGUUUCAUCACUCAGCUGGCUGACGCCAUUCAAUCAUGGAACACUUCUGUCGGCGGACAGGUUAUGAGAGUCCGUGGGGCUAUUCUAGCGUUAUCGUAUCUGCUGAGUCGACUUGCCUUCCGCAGUCUAUUGAACAGAGUUCCGGAAGCACAAGUCAAGCAGUUUGCUGAGAAUGUCUUUGAAAUCCUAGAUGUAUCCCGGGAUAAACUCCUUCUUGAAACUGCACAGGAGGCAAUUGGGCAGCUGAGUCUCUCCGGGGUCCUAUCUCUGGAUAUUCUCUCCGAAGAAGGCUGGAAAAAAACACAAGAAAAGCUCUCGCGCGAUGCCAAGACCGAGAAUCAGAUCCCCAUCAGCUCUUUAGGUCUGCUGACCUUGACAUUUUCCCGAUCUGGUUCGGAAAGUACUUUAUUCGGCCAUUUCUUGGACUCCCUCUACAGUCUUCAUGAGAUCCGCAGUCCCGAGGUUCAAUUUACCAUAGGCGAGGCCUUAAGCAACGUCGCCGUUGGGUGGGAUUCUCGUGCUUUGAUUCAAGAUCUCGAUGUUGAUGCCGAGUUCCCCCACUCAGACGUUCCACGCGCAGUGUUUGCACAGAUCUGCGACAGAGUUAUUACGGACUGCAUUGCGCCCAAGCCCUCUCUCCGCAAGGCGUCUGCAAUCUGGCUGUUGUCAUUAGUCAAGAACUGCGGUCAUAUGCAGGAGAUGCAGGAGCGUCUGCGUAAAUGCCAAGCUACUUUCAGCAGCCUCCUCGGAAAUCGGGACGAGGUGGUGCAGGAGACCGGUGCGCACGGACUCAGCCUUGUAUAUGAGAUCGGCGACCAAUCCCUGAAGGACGAUCUGGUCCGAGAUUUGGUCGAUUCAUUUACUGCGACGGGUCCUAACCUCGGUGGUGGCAAAGUUACUGCUGACACACAGCUAUUUGAGCCCGGUGCCCUCCCCACUGGCGAAGGAUCCUCUGUCAAUACUUACAAGGAUAUUAUGAACUUGGCCGCUGAGGCUGGUGACCCAACACUUGUCUACAGAUUUAUGUCACUGGCCUCAAACAAUGCUAUCUGGACAAAUCGUGCGGCCUUUGGUCGCUUUGGAAUCAGUAGCAUCUUCUCUGAUUCUAGCGUGGAUGGCUAUCUGGCAAAGAAUCCUAAGAUUUACCCCAAACUCUUCCGUUACCGAUUCGAUCCCAACCCCAAUGUGCAACGGUCUAUGAACACCAUCUGGCAAGCCCUGGUCAAGGACCCUACAGUCGUCAUCGAUACACAUUUCGAUGAGAUUAUGGAAGACCUCCUGAAGAGUAUUCUGGCUGGCCGAGAAUGGCGUGUCCGACAAGCAAGUUGUGCUGCAGUGGCCGACCUGAUUCAAGGCCGCCGCCCCGAGAAAUUCGCUCAAUAUCUUGAUGAGAUCUACGGCAAGGCCUUCAAACUACUAGACGAUAUUAAGGAAUCCGUGCGCACCGCCGCUCUGAAGCUCUGUCAAACGAUCACCAACUCCGUCAUUCGCACACUUGAAACAAGUGGCACAGAAAAGCGAGCAGCCACUUUACUCAAAAGUGCGAUUCCUUUCCUUCUGAGCGACAAAGGACUUGAUGCCAGUGCGGAAGAAGUGCAAGGUUAUGCCAUUGGUGCUAUUAUCUCAAUAAUCAAGAAAAGCCCCGGCAGUCUACUGCGCCCGUAUGUUCCCAAUAUGCUGGAGAAAUUCCUGAGUGCUCUGAGCUCUCUAGAGCCCCAAGCUGUCAACUACGUCCAUCUCAAUGCGGAUAAAUAUGGUCUCACGGGUCAGGAAAUCGACAAAAUGCGCUUAUCUAGCAUCCGUACAUCCCCUAUGAUGGAAGUGAUUGAGCGAUACUUAAUCGAUAAUCUGGACGAGAGUAACCUGGAUGAGCUGGCACAAAGACUCGAAGAUGUUCUCCGGUCGGCCGUGGGCCUACCCUCGAAGGUAGGUUGCAGCCGAGUCUUAGUACUACUUAGCAUGAAGACCUUGAUGUUCCGGCCCUACGCAGAUCGAUUCAUUCAAAUCCUCACCAAGUAUGUGGUCGACCGAAACGAGACAGUCAGCGCCUCCUACUGCUCAUCAAUGGGCUAUCUCCUGCGGCUCGCCUCAGACGACCGCGUUCUCAAGACAAUUGAAUUCGCUAAAACCCUUUACCUUUCAGCUGAGGAUGCGACGCCCCGAGUGAUCUCCGGAGAAAUUCUUUACUCCGCCUCCAAGCUGUCCAAUGAUCGCUUCAUGGCGUUUGCCGCGAGCGCAUUGCCGUUCGUCUUUGUGUGCAAACACGAUGGCGACGAGCAUGUGAAAGACCAGUUUGAGAAAACGUGGCAGGAUAACGUCGGUGGCUCCCGUGCGGUCACCCUCUACAUCCGUGAGAUUGUCGGCCUUGUUUCGGACAAUUUGGACUCUCCCCGUUGGGCUAUCAAACAUACGGCCGCACGGGCGAUAGCGCAGGCUGUGGUGUCACUUGAUACGGAGAUCGAUCUUUCUACGAUGCAAUUGGUUUGGCCGGUUCUGGAGCGCGCGCUGGCCGGGAAAACAUGGGACGGUAAAGAGGUCGUGCUGAAGGCACUAGUGAAAUUCAGUAGCCAGACGAAGCAGUGGCAAGCUAGGGAAGAGUUGAAUAGUCUGAAGACGAUUACGGUUCGCGAAGCGAAGCGAGCUAACGUUCUUUACCGGCCGCAUGGACUACGAGCAAUGGGCGAGAUCGCACAAGCACGCAAGGACCUUGAUUUCAUGCCAGAUGCGAUUAAGAUAAUUCCUUCCGUGGUGGAAGAAAUGUGUGAGGACGACCAAAUGGAGAUAGACUCCAAGAAUGGUGCGAAUGGCUCGACCCAAGACGAUACCCUUGCAGCGUGUAUUCAAUGCCUCCUGCAAUGUUUUAACGAGGCCCAUUCAGGAAAAGCGCUGGGAGACUACGUGGAACAGAUGACCGGUCUGCUGGACCAGGUCCUCCAACACGGUGGACGACAGGUCAUCAGCACGGGCUACGAAGAGCUCCGGGCGUUUUUUACUCGAGUGGAUCAGUGGAGCUCGGAUGCCUCCGGUGAGAAUCAGAGUCAUAUAAUGACUUCCCUAUCUAAACUUCUCACAAAUGAACUGGAUGGAUCUGUCGAGGCCAUCCGCAAGGGUCGUGCAGAAGCCAUUCUGGCGUACCUGAAACUUCCUGCCCAAGUGCCCGAUGCACUUGUCACCAGCCUGGAAGAGUGGAGAGCCAGUGAGCGAUCCGGAACGGUGCAGCGACUCCUCGACGAAGCCCUCAAGCUAAGCAAACCACGUGGUUAA